Messenger RNA from Beta vulgaris subsp. vulgaris (sugar beet), 1049 nucleotides. RefSeq names its product phosphopantothenoylcysteine decarboxylase. Gene Ontology annotation, molecular function: phosphopantothenoylcysteine decarboxylase activity; FMN binding. The record is from RefSeq and is a predicted model, not a curated record. The transcript has 3 exons. Gene Ontology annotation, biological process: coenzyme A biosynthetic process. NCBI's taxonomy places the organism in Eukaryota, Viridiplantae, Streptophyta, Magnoliopsida, Caryophyllales, Amaranthaceae. The coding region runs from base 200 to 835 and encodes 211 amino acids. Gene Ontology annotation, cellular component: phosphopantothenoylcysteine decarboxylase complex.
UCAUAGUUUCAUAAACUUGGACAAUCAAAUUAAUUGGCGCUUCCCUCUCCUCCCUUACACACUUCGUCACUUGCAAAGACUCGCCGACUGCCGCCCCACUCACGCCGUCAAGCUUCAACCAAUUGCUGCAAUAAACCAGCGUUCAAAACCAAACAAAACCACAGAUUAUUGAAGAAGUGGUGGCUUUUGCUCGUUGAUCAUGGCACAAGUUGAGCCUGUCAAUUCGCACUUAGAACCUGUACAGGCUAACGUUACACCGAGGAGACCCAGGAUCCUUCUUGCUGCUAGUGGAAGUGUUGCUGCGAUCAAGUUUGGGAACCUGUGUCAUUGCUUUUCUGAAUGGGCUGAUGUGAAAGCAGUGGCCACGAAAUCUGCUUUGCAUUUCAUUGACAGUGUGACAAUUCCAGAGGAUGUAAUUCUGUACACGGAUGAGGAUGAAUGGUCUAGUUGGAGUAAAAUUGGUGAUAAUGUUCUGCACAUUGAGCUGCGUAAGUGGGCUGACCUCAUCGUUAUUGCCCCUCUUUCAGCAAAUACUCUCGGCAAGAUUGCCGGGGGAUUAUGUGACAAUCUGCUUACGUGUGUUAUACGAGCAUGGGACUACAACAAACCCUUAUUUGUUGCCCCGGCUAUGAACACCUUCAUGUGGAAUAAUCCAUUCACAGAGAAGCAUCUUCUGUCAAUCGAUGAGCUUGGCAUUACUCUGAUUCCUCCAGUUACAAAGAGAUUGGCUUGUGGAGAUUAUGGAAAUGGAGCUAUGGCCGAACCAUCUCUCAUAUAUAAGACCAUACGGUUGUUCUUGGAGUCUCAUCCGCUGUCUGCUGGCUCAAAUGUAUAGUAUUGCACAAGUUAUGUUUCUUUUACCAUGUGUGAGGAUUUCGGAAGUAAUUAUGCUUCCAUUGUAUAUUGUGGUUAGGUGUGUGAAUGUUUGUUUCCAUGACACUAGGUAUUUUGAUUAAGCAGAGCAGGUUGUGGAGCUUUCUUUUGGCUGAUUAAAAGCCUCUUUUGUUCUUGUUGGAGAUGUCACAGGUCAAAUGGUUAUGUUUUAAGCA